GGCGUUAGUCCACAAUUAGGUGUCCCCAUUAUCCUGCAUUUCAAACACCUGUGGGCUGUGACGAUAACCAAAACUCUCAACCCCCUUUCUCCCCCCUCUCAUAAACACGACAAUGACCUUCGUAAACUCCGUCACUUUGAUUCCCAUAUAAAUACCAACACCAAAUCCCUAAUUCACCAUGCUUUUCUCCGUUACCGUCUCCGGCACCGAUGAACGGUGACACGUUCCCUCCUCGUAACGGCUCUUCCAUCGCUCUCAUCAAAAGGCAUAACAACACUAACGGAAAACAGAAAACCAAACGGAACGGGAACGGUAACGGAACAGAAAUGAAGAAGAAAUCAUCAUUGUUGGACGGUAAGGGUUGGUGGUUAGGCAAUGCGUAUUUCAUGAAGUGGACUGCUGAGGAUGUAUUCGGUGUAGUGAAGUACCAUCCUAUACCGUGUGUAUUUGCUGCUUCAUUGUUGCUUUUCAUGGGAGUUGAAUAUACACUUCGUAUGAUUCCAGCUUCUUCUCCGCCGUUCGAUCUGGGAUUCAUUGUUACUGUUCCUCUUAAUCGUUUGCUUGCUGCUAGACCUGCUCUCAAUACUCUUUUUGCUGGAUUAAACACGGUAUUCGUGGCGAUGCAAACGGCGUACAUUUUGUGGACAUUUUUAAUAGAAGGACGGCCUCGGGCGACAAUAUCGGCGCUGUUUAUGUUCACGUUUAGAGGGAUUCUUGGGUAUGCUACCCAAUUGCCAUUGCCAGAGGAUUUCUUGGGGUCAGGGGCCGAUUUCCCAGUAGGGAAUGUGUCGUUUUUCUUGUUUUACUCAGGUCAUGUUGCUGCGUCCGUGAUUGCUUCUCUGGAUAUGAAACGCAUGCAGAGGUGGGAAUUGGCUAGAGUAUUUGACGCCUUGAAUGUAUUGCAAGUUGUGAGGUUGCUGAGCACUAGGGGACAUUACACUAUUGAUUUGGCUGUGGGUAUUGGCGCUGGCAUUUUGUUUGAUUCUAUGGCCGGAAACUAUGUGGAGACUAGGACAAAAUUAUGUGCUGCUGCUAAUGCUAAUGGUAGUGGGUUGGAAUACGAAAAUGGGGUCAAAUAUCAAAGUCUAUCCUCAGAUUAAGACGUAUCAACCACUCAAAUCUGGGGUGGAUUCUAUCUUGAAUUGUAAAGAUAACUUUGGCUUUGUCUAAUUGUACCGUCUCAGUGCACUUAUGUUUUCAAUUACUAGUUUUUUUGUGACUGCAA
Capsicum annuum is the source of this 1225-nucleotide messenger RNA. Its product is annotated as phosphatidylcholine:diacylglycerol cholinephosphotransferase 1. Bases 210 to 1100 code for a protein of 296 amino acids. The record is from RefSeq and is a predicted model, not a curated record. Gene Ontology annotation, molecular function: diacylglycerol cholinephosphotransferase activity. The transcript has 3 exons. NCBI's taxonomy places the organism in Eukaryota, Viridiplantae, Streptophyta, Magnoliopsida, Solanales, Solanaceae.